Messenger RNA from Jatropha curcas, 4090 nucleotides. RefSeq names its product ubiquitin-activating enzyme 1 (gene UBA1). The record is from RefSeq and is a predicted model, not a curated record. NCBI's taxonomy places the organism in Eukaryota, Viridiplantae, Streptophyta, Magnoliopsida, Malpighiales, Euphorbiaceae. Gene Ontology annotation, molecular function: SUMO activating enzyme activity. Gene Ontology annotation, biological process: protein sumoylation. Gene Ontology annotation, cellular component: cytoplasm; SUMO activating enzyme complex.
AAUAAAUGGUUGGAUCAUCUUCUUACACCUGCACGCACCAAAAGGAGGAGGAGGAGGAGGAAGAGAAGAAAAGAUGGUGAUGAUCGGUACAGACCUUGCCAAACAGCACCUGUCCCCAGCCCAAAACCCUAGAGGAAUUGCAAAUCCAAAAAUGCCCUUUCCCCAUUUCCAUUUUCUUAUAUAAAUGAAAACCCAAACUAAAAUUACUGAAAAUUUCUCUGCAACUGCAAGCAACCUCAAAAUUCAUUUAGCUUUCUCGCUCUCUCCUGAUUCUAUUCUUCCCUUAAUCACAGUCCUAAUUGGUACGCUUCUUCUUUUCUUCUUUGAUUAAUAAUCAAUCUUUCUUUUAGCUUACCGUAUUUACCUUGGAAUCAUGUGGAAGCUUAAAUUAGUGUUAGGGUUUAUAAUUUUGGUACCGAUCCUUCUGAGUAUGAUGUUUUCUAGUAGUAGAUUUUAUGGGGUGGUUUCAAUUUUAAUAAUUUCUCUGGGGUUUUGUGGUUUGUUCGGCAGUUUGCUGCACUUUAUGCUUCCAAGAAAGCGACCUGUUGAAGGCAUUGUAGAAGAAGAAGAAAACGUAAAUAGAGUAGCUGGUUCAUCUCUCAUUAAGAAGCAUAGUGUCGGUUGCGUUUUAGAAUCAACGGCAAACAUCAAUACCGCUAACAGCAGCAGCAACAACAGUAAUAAUACUAGCGACAACAGCUGCAGCAACAACAACAGCCACGGUAGUAGCAGUCUGAUAAUGGCACCUGGUGAUGCGAAUCAGAACGAUAUUGAUGAGGAUCUGCAUAGCCGGCAGCUUGCUGUGUAUGGCCGUGAGACCAUGCGGCGGCUUUUUGCCUCUAAUGUCCUCGUCUCUGGCAUGCAGGGUCUUGGUGUGGAGAUUGCUAAAAACCUCAUUCUUGCUGGGGUCAAGUCUGUAACGUUGCAUGAUGAAGGGGCAGUGGAGCUGUGGGAUUUGUCCAGUAAUUUCAUUUUUUCUGAGAAUGAUGUUGGAAAGAACCGGGCAUUAGCUUCUGUUCAGAAGUUACAGGAACUCAAUAAUGCAGUGGUUGUGUCUACCUUAACCACAGAACUGACAAAAGAAAAACUUUCUGAUUUCCAGGCUGUGGUUUUUACUGAUAUCAAUCUUGAGAAAGCCAUUGAAUUUGAUGACUACUGCCAUGGUCAUCAGCCUCCUAUCUCUUUUAUUAAGGCUGAAGUUAGAGGUCUUUUUGGUUCUGUUUUUUGUGACUUUGGGCCUGAAUUCACAGUUUUUGAUGUUGAUGGGGAAGAACCACACACCGGUAUAAUUGCAUCCAUCAGCAAUGAUAACCCUGCCCUAGUAUCAUGUGUGGAUGAUGAGAGGCUUGAGUUUCAGGAUGGGGAUCUUGUUGUGUUCUCUGAAGUUCAUGGAAUGACAGAACUAAAUGAUGGAAAGCCAAGGAAGAUUAAAAGUGCCAGGCCAUAUUCUUUCACUCUCGAUGAGGACACCACAAACUUUGGUACUUAUGAGAAAGGUGGUAUUGUUACACAGGUGAAACCACCCAAGAAGUUGAACUUUAAGCCAUUGCGGGAAGCAUUAAAGGAUCCGGGUGAUUUUCUUUUGAGUGAUUUUUCCAAGUUUGAUCGCCCACCUCUCUUACACCUAGCAUUUCAAGCACUGGAUAAGUUUGUCUCCGAUUUAGGUCGUUUCCCUGUUGCUGGUUCAGAAGAGGAUGCUCAGAAGCUUAUAGCGUUGGCCACUAACAUCAAUGAAAGAUUGGGAGGUGGUAGAGCGGAAGACAUCAACCCAAAACUUUUGCGACACUUUGCCUUUGGUGCAAGGGCUAUACUGAAUCCCAUGGCUGCUAUGUUUGGUGGUAUUGUGGGACAAGAGGUUGUCAAAGCAUGCUCUGGAAAGUUUCAUCCCCUUUUUCAGUUUUUCUAUUUUGACUCAGUGGAGUCACUUCCUACAGAAAAUUUGGAUACCAGUUCCUUUCAACCAUUAAAUAGCCGUUAUGAUGCACAAAUUUCAGUUUUUGGAUCUAAGCUCCAGAAGAAACUCGAGGAUGCCACUGUGUUCAUAGUUGGAUCUGGUGCGUUGGGCUGUGAAUUCUUGAAAAAUAUAGCAUUAAUGGGUGUUUCAUGCGGUAAAGGAAAGCUGACAAUAACAGAUGAUGAUGUAAUAGAAAAGAGUAAUCUCAGUAGGCAGUUUCUUUUCCGUGAUUGGAACAUCGGGCAGGCCAAAUCCACAGUCGCUGCAUCUGCAGCUGCAUUAAUAAACCCUCAUCUCAACAUUGAAGCAUUGCAAAAUCGUGUUGGCCCUGAAACUGAGAAUGUCUUUGAUGAUGUUUUCUGGGAGAAUUUAUCUGUUGUUAUAAAUGCUCUAGACAAUGUCAAUGCACGAUUGUAUGUCGAUCAGAGAUGCUUGUACUUCCAGAAGCCACUUCUUGAGUCUGGAACACUGGGUGCCAAAUGCAACACCCAGAUGGUUAUUCCUCACCUGACUGAAAACUAUGGUGCAUCUAGAGACCCGCCAGAAAAGCAAGCACCAAUGUGCACAGUCCAUUCAUUCCCACACAAUAUUGACCACUGCCUAACCUGGGCUCGGUCAGAGUUUGAGGGCUUGCUUGAGAAAACUCCAGCAGAAGUGAAUGCCUACCUAUCCAACCCAGUCGAAUAUACUACUGGCAUGAUCAAUGCUGCUGAUGCUCAGGCAAGGGAUACCUUGGUGCAUGUUCUUGAGUGCCUUGACAAGGAAAAAUGUGAGACGUUCCAGGAUUGCAUUACAUGGGCUAGAUUGAAGUUUGAAGAUUAUUUUGCUAAUCGCGUGAAGCAGUUAAUUUUUACAUUUCCUGAAGAUGCCUCAACUAGUACUGGGGCUCCAUUCUGGUCAGCCCCAAAGCGGUUUCCUCGUCCACUUGAGUUCUCAGCUUCUGAUCCUGGUCACCUCCAUUUCAUUAUGGCAGCAUCCAUACUGCGAGCAGAGACUUUUGGCAUCCCAAUUCCUGACUGGGUCAAGAAUCCUAAGAUGUUGGCGGAUGCUGUAGAGAAGGUGAUAGUACCGGAAUUUCAGCCAAAGAAAGAUGUGAAAAUUGAGACAGAUGAGAAGGCUACUAGUCUCUCUAAUUCAUCUCCAGAUGAUGCAGUAAUUAUCAAUGAACUAAUCACAAAACUAGAGCAGUGUAGGAGACGUCUGCCACCAGGAUUCAGGAUGAAACCGAUUCAAUUUGAGAAGGAUGAUGAUACGAACUUCCAUAUGGAUCUGAUAGCUGGGCUUGCCAACAUGAGAGCAAGAAACUACAGCAUCCCUGAGGUUGACAAGCUGAAAGCAAAAUUUAUUGCAGGAAGGAUAAUCCCAGCUAUUGCAACCUCCACGGCCAUGGCAACUGGUCUUGUGUGUUUAGAGCUGUACAAGGUUCUCGAUGGGGGGCACAAAGUGGAAGACUACCGCAAUACAUUUGCCAAUCUAGCACUACCUUUAUUCUCAAUGGCUGAGCCAGUCCCACCUAAGGUUAUCAAGCAUCGGGACAUGAGCUGGACUGUUUGGGACAGGUGGAUCAUUAAAGACAAUCCUACUUUGAGGGAACUUCUUCAAUGGCUCAAGGACAAGGGGCUGAAUGCAUACAGCAUCUCAAGUGGAAGUUGCCUGCUCUACAACAGCAUGUUCCCUAAGCACCGAGACAGAAUGGACAGGAAAAUGGUGGAUUUGGUUAGGGAAGUGGCAAAAGUAGAAUUGCCUCCGAACCGCCGGCAUGUCGAUGUAGUUGUCGCAUGUGAAGACGAUGAGGACAAUGAUAUCGACAUUCCUCCAAUAUCCAUAUACUUCCGAUGAAGUUCUGUGUCACAUUUGCCUGAGCAUGAUCCUAAGAUUUUAGGAUUAGAUUAGACAAUUGUUUUUUUGUAUCAUAAUCAAGGGAGUAUGCUAGACUAUUUAUCACUAUAUUAGAUUUCAUAUCAAUUGAUAAAUAGACAUCUAGCGCAUGAUGUACACCAUUUGUCAUUUUGGUUGCUGUAAUUUUGCUGUGUUUAGAAACAAGCAUCAGGCGUUGCCAGUAUCCAAAGAUUCUGACUAAAAUGCUGUAUCGAAGUUUGAAUAAAUAGAAGCUUUUAAGUUCAUUAUCUUCGAUUA